This is a messenger RNA of Brachypodium distachyon (stiff brome), 1997 nucleotides long. Its product is annotated as zinc finger CCCH domain-containing protein 65. Gene Ontology annotation, molecular function: mRNA binding; metal ion binding. The record is from RefSeq and is a predicted model, not a curated record. Lineage: Eukaryota; Viridiplantae; Streptophyta; Magnoliopsida; Poales; Poaceae. Bases 79 to 1713 code for a protein of 544 amino acids. The transcript has 11 exons.
CACUCCUUUUGCUUCCCCACCUGCUCUAGUCCCCAUCAUCCAUCACCGUGUCCCUCUCUCUCCCCCCGAGGAGGCCCAAUGGCGGACACCGACGCCAACCCCGCGCCCGAAUCAGACCCGAUCGCCUCGAUCCCGCCCUCCUCCCCUCCCGCGGGGGAUGCCGCCGCGGCGAUCGAGGCCCAGUUCGCCGACCUCGCUGUCACCGUCGAGCUGCCGGCUUCCGGGUGGGAAGACGACGAUGGCCCUGCCGCCGUCCCCGAAAUCGCUACCGCCGGCGAUGAGGUCACCGGGGACAAAGUGCCGGCGCCGGCGCCGACGAAGGCGGCCGUGUCCGAUUCGGGGCCUCGCUUCCCGCGCCGUCCUGCGGAGCCCGAUUGCACUUACUACAUCAGGUUCGGGACUUGCCGCUUCGGGAUGAAGUGCAAGUUCAACCACCCCGCGCGGAGGAAGAAGAAUAGGGCGAAAGGGAGUGGGAGCAGCGGCAGCAGUAACAAAGCUUCUUCGCCGCCGGAUGAUGAUCAGACUCCUAAAGAAGAAUAUGAAGAAGAUCUUGUUCCAGAUAUUGCAGCUGAAGUGGAUUCCUUGGGCUUUGUUAACAAGGGGAGUAAAUCAUCUAACUCAGGAGAUCUUAUGAAGACGUCAUAUGAGGUCAUUGAUGUGAAGAAGGGACAAAUGGAGCCAAAGGAACUUAAGAUUGAUGCGACUGAAAAAGGAACCUAUCCGAAGAAGUUUGAUGAGACAGAUGAUCAAAAGGUUGCUAAAGAGAAAAGAAGGGACACUGUUUCAGAAGGUAGUGCUCAGGAGGAAUGCAAGUAUUAUAAAACGUUUGGAGGGUGCAAAUUUGGAAAGUCUUGCAAAUACCUCCACCCUGGAGGGAAAGAAAGGAAAGCAGAGGUUGAAGAGGUUGAGCUGAAUUUUCUAGGUCUUCCAAUUCGUCCAGGAGGAAAGGAGUGUCAGUACUAUAUGCGCACUGGGAGCUGCAGAUAUGCCACUAAUUGCAGGUUUCACCAUCCAGAUCCUACUAAUGUGGCUUCAAGAGAACCAGUGUUGGAGCAUGAGAAUGGUGGGGAUAUUCCACAGCAAAAUGUUCAAGGACCAUCUCAGCCGAAUGUUUCAAUAUGGCCUGCUGACCAGAGGACAUUGAAUGAGCACCAUGCUCCUUUUCUAGCUCCAGCACCAUCAUACAGUGCGGGAAUGAUUCCACCUCAGGGAAUGAUUCCACCUCAAGGAAUGUAUCCAACUCCGGAGUGGAGUGGGUAUCAUCAGGUUCCAUUAAGCCCAUAUUAUCCUCCAGGGACCCCCUUUCAUCAUUUUCCAGGACCUCCUGUUAAUCACCAGAUCUACAGGGGAGCAGAUGUACCUGGGCAUCAGCAACUGCCUUCUGAUGAAUAUCCAGAGAGACCAGGCCAACCCGAAUGUCAACAUUUUGUUAAAAGUGGGUAUUGCAAAUUUGGUGUGAAGUGCAAGUAUCACCAUCCAAGGUCACUUAUGCCGCGUCCUCCUCCACCACCACCACAAGCAGGAACUCUUAGCCCUCUCGGUUUGCCACUGAAACCUGAUCAGCCUGUGUGCACGUACUACGGACGUUAUGGAGUCUGCAAGUAUGGGCCAGCGUGCUUGUACAACCACCCCUUCAAUUUUGGCCAUCCUGUACCGGCGGCAGGGCCACCUCUGGCUGGCCAAUACCUCACUCCAGGAAACUACACGGUCUAGCAAGCAGGCAGGCAUGGGCGAAUUUUUUCGGCUGACUGCCCUGAUGCUCGGAAUGAAUAACUUCACUUGUAAAAUAGCCUUAGCUGAAAGCUGCAGGUGGGUUUACAUGUUUUCGGCAAGAGAUCUAGCUCGCAAGUCGCAACGAAGUUGCAUGAAGCUGGGCUCAUUGCCGCUGGGAUUCUUGUAACCGGACAGAAGACCUUCUUAGCUCAUCACAGUUCCCCCUUUACGUUGUACAGCACUUACGGUUCAUAUACAAUUGUUUUCCGUCGUACUGAAACCAA